Messenger RNA from Nakaseomyces glabratus, 2520 nucleotides. It is a transcript of the gene NAT1, whose product is annotated as peptide alpha-N-acetyltransferase complex A subunit NAT1. Gene Ontology annotation, biological process: N-terminal peptidyl-methionine acetylation. NCBI's taxonomy places the organism in Eukaryota, Fungi, Ascomycota, Saccharomycetes, Saccharomycetales, Saccharomycetaceae. The record is from RefSeq and is a predicted model, not a curated record. Gene Ontology annotation, molecular function: protein binding. Gene Ontology annotation, cellular component: NatA complex; cytoplasm.
AUGUCCAGGAGAAGAGGUGGUGUGAAGGCCAAGCCGGUGUCCAGGCUAGGCACAAAAGAUACUACUCAAUUUCUAGAGGCUUUAAAACUCUACGAAGGUAAGAACUACAAGAAAUCUAUAAAGAUUUUGGAUGGUGUGCUGAAGAAGGAGAGCUCUAAUGUUGACUGCUUGGCCUUGAAAGGUCUUGAUCUUUACUCAAUUGGUGAGAAGGACGAGGCCACACAGUACAUCGAGAAUGCAGUAAGCAAGAUCAACGGUACUACUGCGUCUGCUAUGUGUUGCCACAUCCUCGGUAUAUACAUGCGUAACAUCAAAGAUUACCAUAAAAGUAUAUUAUGGUUCCAAGCUUCUUUAGAGAAUGGUUCCAACAACUAUCAAAUUUACAGAGACCUUGCCACACUAUACUCGCAAGUCAACGAUCACAAGAAGGCUUUAAUUGCCAGAAAGGCCUACUGGGAGACUUAUAUGGGCUAUAGAGCUAACUGGACUGCUUUGGCUGUCAGCCAAGAUAUAAAUGGCGAGAGACAACAAGCCAUCAACACCCUUUCUCAGUUCGAGAAGAUUGCAAGUGGAAAGAUCAGUGAAGCUGAAAAGUACGAACACAAUGAAUGUUUGAUGUAUAAGAACGAUAUUAUGUAUCGUAAUGCUGGAAGCAAUGCUGAUAAACUACAAAAAGUCUUGAACCAUUUGACCGAUGUUGAAAAGGACAUCUUUGACAAGUAUGCUGUCCUUGAGAGAAAGGCUUCCAUUUACAUGAAAAUGGGUAACAUGAAGGACGCUUCUAUCAUGUAUAGAACGCUGAUUAAAAGAAACCCAGACAACUUUAAAUACUAUAAUCUUCUGGAAGUUUCACUAGGUAUCAGAGGUGACAAUAGACUUAGAAAGGCACUAUAUGAAAAGCUAGAAAAAUUCUAUCCAAAUUGUGAUCCACCAAGAUACAUUCCAUUGACUUUCAUACAAGAUGAGACAGAAUUGAGCAAGAAGCUAGAACAAUACAUUCAUCCAAUGUUGAAGAGGGGUGUUCCAGCAACUUUUGGGAGCUUAAAAAAUCUGUACAGAUCUAGAGGAGACAAGGUUAUUGUCCCAAUUGAAAAAAUUGCUCUUGAAUAUUUGAAAAAUAUUGAUGAAAGAAAGGAACAGAUUCCUUACAUUUGGACGUGCUACUUUCUUUCCCAGCACUAUUUGUAUUUGAAGGACUUUACUCAAGCCCAGUCAUAUAUCGAUAAAGCCAUGGACCAUACUCCAACUAUGGUUGAAUUUUACAUUCAGAAAGCUCGUAUUUUGAAGCAUCUGGGAUUGCUAGAUUCCGCAUCUGAUAUCCUAGAAGAAGCGAGAAAACUGGACUUACAAGACAGAUUCAUUAACUGUAAGUCAGUGAAGUAUCUGUUGAGAGCUAAUAAAAUCGAUGAGGCAGUUGAAGUUGCCUCUCUUUUCACAAAGAAUGAGGACUCAGUCAAUGGUUUGAAGGACUUGCACUUAGUGGAAGCAUCGUGGUUCAUUGUUGAGCUUGGUGAGGCUUAUCAGAGACUAUACUUAGACUCCUCUAAUAAGUUGAAAGAAUUGAAAAAGGAGAUCGAAAUACUGGAAGAAUCAGAGGAAAAAGAAGUCAAAAACCAAGAAUUAAAGGAUGCUGAAGGUAAUUGCGAUAAAUUCCAAGGUCUGUCCCUAAAGAGAUUCUUGGCGAUUUCGAAAUUUUACAAGCAAUUUGAAGAUGACCAACUUGAUUUCCACUCAUAUUGUAUGAGAAAGGGUACCCCAAGAGCAUACCUUGAAAUGCUAGAAUGGGGUAAGAAACUGUACACCAUGCCAAUGUAUGUGAGAGCAAUGAAGAGAGCUUCGUCUACCUACUUUGAGUUACAUGAUAUAAGAACCAAGAGAUCUAGUGAUGACUCUGGUAUCGAAAAUGGCUCAAAGAACAAGAAACCAAAGAAAGAGAGUGCUGCUGCUCGUAAACGUAGAGAAGAAGAGGAAGCAAAAGUUCUUGCUUAUCCAAAGGAGCAAGAGAAGGAUGUCUUCGGUCUGCAAUUACUCGAAUCAAAGAACUUUUUGGAAGAUUUUGCAGAGAAUUUCUAUAACGGCUACUUAAAUCAAGUGUCACAGGAAGAAAAGGAUUACUGUCUAGACUUUGAUUACAAUUUGAGAAAUAAGAAGCUGGCUCUAUGUCUCUCUGAUCUAUCAAAACUGGGAUCAAUUUACGGUGAAAAAUCUGCAUUGUACGGCGCUAUGGCAAUAACAUUGUUCCUACAAACCAAAAAGGUAACUGACCAUGAUGAAAUUGCCAAGAAAGUCGUUGAAAAGGCAUUUGAAAACAUAGAGCACUUCAACCAAGGUGAUAGGGACAAUGAAGAAUUCGAUUGGAUUGAGUUUUUGAAGAACAAAUACACUGGAAACCUAGUGGCCUACCUGUUCCUGUACAAGCAUCACAUCGGUGACAAAGAAACUUUGAAAACCUUGAUCAUUGAUCAACUGUCCAACGAAGAGCCAUACGAACAAUCAAAGGUCAUCCGUUACACUCUCUAA